Molecule: messenger RNA, 1645 nt
Organism: Chelmon rostratus (copperband butterflyfish)
Lineage: Eukaryota; Metazoa; Chordata; Actinopteri; Chaetodontiformes; Chaetodontidae
Gene: pkia
Product: cAMP-dependent protein kinase inhibitor alpha
Exons: 3
Coding region: 80-307 (75 amino acids)
Biological process (GO): negative regulation of cAMP-dependent protein kinase activity
Cellular component (GO): nucleus; cytoplasm
Molecular function (GO): cAMP-dependent protein kinase inhibitor activity
Source: RefSeq, a predicted model, not a curated record
CCGAAGUGGCACUCGAGCUGAUGUGACAGACCCCUGCGAAUAACCCAAACAGGCCCUGCUAUGGUGAGGUGUGUUAGCGAUGACGGAUGUGGAGGCGACCUAUGAGGACUUCAUCGCCUCUCGACGGUCCGGCCGCAGGAACGCCAUCCAUGAAAUCCCAGCGGCCCCCGGAGCGCAGGGAACGGCUGACCUGUCGCAGAGCCUGGCACAGCUCAACAUCAAUAAGUCAGGUGAUGAGGAAGAAGACACUGAGAAAAGCCAGGACUCUCCAGCAAAAGAAAAGGAGACUCAAGCUGAGGGCAGCUAAGCAGCAAAGGGCCGCUGACGUAUGUGGAUUUCUGGACCUGUUUCCUGAAUGCAAGGCCUCUAACUGGCCGGUCACAUAUAAUGACGAUGAACAGGCACAGCAAAAUCCUGCACUGCCACCUUCAGGAAGUCGUUGCUACGGAAACCACAGCACAGCUUCCCUUCUGCACUUGGGGUUGUUCCAGUGUCCUUAAAAGACCUCCUUUCCUCGCUGCCGUUCCUUCGUGGUAGCUGAUAUGAGAUUGGAUGUGAUGCAAGAUAAACGCGGCAUGACGUCAACAACCCAAACCAGCAAUGUUUGACUGUCAGUGGUCCUGAGAGGAAUGGAGAGAAGGGGAAAGAGGCCAUUUAGGGUUUUUGGGGCAGGCUUAAGAAUUUCCACCAAAUUAAAAGUUGCCCCCCCCCCCCUUUCGCCUUGUAUCAGUCACCACUGAGUUGGCUGAAACACUUCCAGGGAACUGGGGACACCUACUCUUCCUCUGCUCUUCUUGCAUCAGUCAGUGCUCACUCUGCACUCUACCCUUACCAUACAUCUUAUGUAAAACUAAACCUGUUUGGUUAUUAAGUACAGUUAAUCAUAUCUAGUUGUCCCACUCAUGUGCAGCUGAUCUAUGGGGAAGUCCUCAGUGUUGCAGUGUGUGAUGGAGGCAGGCAGGUGCAGGAAUUCGUUUCAAGUUUUCAUACAACAUACAGAACGUGUCCAUAUUAUACUGUGUCCUGAUUAUCCUCGAUCACUACACUGCCAUUUAGCAUAUCCGAAUGUGUGUGUGUGAGUGUGUUUAAAAUGUGAUCUGGCUUACGGUGGAUAUUGAGAUUAAGAAUCUAUUUGCUGCUGGAGAUUGUUACAAGUUACAAUACUGGUUGCACUCAAGUACGCUAGUGUGCUAUUUAUAAAGUAUUAUAUUGUUGUUUAUUAGAGGUGUGUAUGUGUGUAUUUCUCUUUGGAGUGUCUGUUAGAAUGUUUUCUUUGGGAUUGCACAGACUACCAAUGAAUUUUGCAUUUCCCAAUUCUCCUUUCUUUUUGAACUUCCUGCCUUUUUCUGUAAAACCAGUCAGUCUGGAAUUCACAUAGCACUGGUGUUACGAGUUGUUGGUAAAUGACUGGUUAAAGGGGUGAGGGGCAUUUUUACAUUGUAUUUUCAGACCCAGAACGACUUGUACAUUGAGCCAGGUAUAGUUUGAUUUAAUGAAACGUAUUGUUGCACUGUAGGUGACCUCGAAUACCCAUGAUCAUGGGAUCAUAUCGUUGCUUUCUGCGGCUCACUCGUGGGUCAUGUCACUGUGUUGUCAUUGACUUGUCAACUUUGUUACUUUUGAUGUGCAAUUAAAACUGGAAAAU